Messenger RNA from Jaminaea rosea, 698 nucleotides. Its product is annotated as ubiquitin-like protein. NCBI's taxonomy places the organism in Eukaryota, Fungi, Basidiomycota, Exobasidiomycetes, Microstromatales. Gene Ontology annotation, molecular function: protein tag activity; ubiquitin-like protein ligase binding. Gene Ontology annotation, biological process: protein sumoylation. Bases 53 to 334 code for a protein of 93 amino acids. Gene Ontology annotation, cellular component: nucleus; septin ring. The record is from RefSeq and is a predicted model, not a curated record. The transcript is spliced from 5 exons.
AUCAAACCAACCACUCCUCCUUAUCGCCACUGCCAGCAAGACACGCGCAAUCAUGUCUGACCACGAGGAGAACGCUCCCAAGCCCGAGCCUGAGCAGCUCAACAUCAAGGUCAAGGACAGCGACGGAAAUGAGGUCUUCUUCAAGGUCAAGAAGCACACCAAGCUCGCCAAGCUGCAGAAGGCCUACGCGGAGAGGAUGGGCAAGCCCUUUACAUCCAUCCGCUUCGUGUUCGACGGUCAGCGCAUCAACGACGAGGACACAGCUGACUCGAUGGGCAUGGAGGACGGCGACGAGAUCGACGCUCUGCCCGAGCAAUUGGGAGGCUGCAAUUAGGCGCUGCACACCCUUUCCUUCUUGUCACCUUGUCGACGUGUGAAUGGAUGGACGGAUCGCUCGCUGAAUUGACCAGGACGGCAACAUCGGCAACGACGUCCUCCUUGCUCGCUCGGCCCAUAUGACCCGCUACCAUUCGAUGUACACUCAACCUCCCUUCCAUCCGUUCAUCACCUUCACUCGCCACCUUGUUCCGCUGAUGCGAAUUUCAAGACGAUGUUCCUGAUUGCGAACGGGAUGAUGAGCUGUUGCGCUUGGGCGCGUCGGUCGCGUUGUGCCGACUUGCCUGCUAGGCAGAUUGGGUCGGCCCUGUCUGGUUUGCUCUGACCUCCCAUUGUCACCCUCCAAUCCACCUUGCCUUCCA